Messenger RNA from Trichoderma reesei QM6a, 804 nucleotides. RefSeq lists its product as uncharacterized. The record is from RefSeq and is a predicted model, not a curated record. NCBI's taxonomy places the organism in Eukaryota, Fungi, Ascomycota, Sordariomycetes, Hypocreales, Hypocreaceae. Bases 1 to 804 code for a protein of 267 amino acids. The transcript has 3 exons.
AUGGGCUUCUCCAAGGUCGUUCCCCUGCUGCUUCUCGCCGCCAAGUCCGCUCUGGCAAACACCCCCAUUGCCGCCAGCGACUUCUCACAGAAUGGUGGUCUGGCAGCAGCUCAGGCCGCAGCCCCUAUGUGGUACAUGGCUUCAGGCACCUGCAUGCCCUCCGCUGCCGAGGAUGGCGAGGGCAACCAGACAAACGGCGUAGAUGCCGACAACUGCAACAUCAACGCGCUGGCACACGGCUGCCCUCAGCAGCCCACCUGGCAGGGAGCCAACACCUUCUACGGCAACGUCGCGGGCGAGCCCUUUGGCACCAUUCCCACGUACUGGAAGGCGGGCUACUGUAGCGGAGAUUCGUCGUGGCGCAUCAUCUACUACGUCUACUUCAAGAAGGACACGGGUCACAAGAGCGACUGGGAGGGCAUUGUUAUCAAGUUCACCAGCCCAGAUGGCGGCAACACCUACGUUCGCGACUCUGUCAACAUGGAGCAAGAUGGAAACCACCCAUCAAUUAGCUGGUCCGAUGUCAACGACACUUUCCAGGGUGACGACGACUGGGAGGCUUUCUCGCAGAAGAACCUCGACCACGGCAAGUUUUACUUUGGCAAAUUCCACCACUCCGUCCACCAGGACUGGUACACUGCCGCCUUCAAGAACACUUGCCCUCCUACUUCCGGUGAUGACUACCGCAACUCCGACUACCAGUUCUGGGCGUACAACAACCUGCGUCCUACGUCCGUCUUGAACCCGAGCUGGGACUGGGGCAAGGCUGGCUCGCCCGCCAACAUCGACGUCUGCUCUUUUUAA